CCAUUUAAAAUUAACCUAGAGGCAGAGAGACAAGAUUACAGACCAGUAGGAACAAGCCAUAAUCAAAAGGCUUCACCCUUUGUGGCCGCAGCCAACAUCGAUGAAACACGUCAGGUGGUGAGCCCAACCUACAACUCCCCUAUUGGCCUUUACUCUUCAGGCAAUAUCCAGGACGCCUUACAAGGGCAACUCAAGGGCCUCAUCCAUAGCAAACCAGAAAGUCCCAGGAAACUUAACAAUAUAGAGGAGUCCGAAGUAUAUCGGAUGCUGCAAAGAGAUCAAGAUGAGGAUGAAACCCAUGAACCGCGACAGUCGGGAUCCUUUAAAGCAUUACAGAGCUUUAUCGACAGUGAGGGUACACGUCCAUUAGUGACAAGGAAAGUCCGUGCCCCUACGACCAAGUCAUCUGCUCCUGUGGGGAACUUGCACAAGCUACCAAUGUGUGAUAAGUGUGGUAACGGCAUAAUUGGGACGGUUGUGAAGGUUCAGGAUAAGUUUCGUCAUCCGGACUGUUUUGUGUGUGCUGAAUGUGAAGAAAACCUAAAGCAGAAAGGAUAUUACUUUAUAGAUGAUGAGCUAUACUGUGAAACCCACGCUCAUGCCAGGGCAAAACCUCCUGAGAGUCCAGACCUUUGACCUUCUCAUUGUUCUUUUGAUUACAUGAGGGCACAAACUACAAGUCAGCUACUCAGUGCAUGAACAUCUUGUUUUAACCACAGGCAUAAAGUUUUACCACAAUUCAUGCACAAUCAUGUCAACCAGAUACUGAGAGACACAUUUAUGAAUAGUGCAUUGUUGUGUCAUGUGUGCUGGGAUGCAGUAUUUUGCACUUUAUAGGAAUAGGAUGUGUUGACUGAAAUAUGUUUGUAUGAAUAAAGGUUUUGUUUUUGGAGAAUCAUAAUAUCUCUUAUCAGGUGUGUUUGAGCA
Messenger RNA from Sinocyclocheilus grahami, 927 nucleotides. Its product is annotated as PDZ and LIM domain protein 3-like. Gene Ontology annotation, molecular function: actin binding; muscle alpha-actinin binding. The record is from RefSeq and is a predicted model, not a curated record. Gene Ontology annotation, biological process: heart development; actin cytoskeleton organization; muscle structure development. Gene Ontology annotation, cellular component: adherens junction; Z disc; filamentous actin. The transcript is spliced from 5 exons. Lineage: Eukaryota; Metazoa; Chordata; Actinopteri; Cypriniformes; Cyprinidae. The annotation marks the transcript as partial.